AUGCACCACGAGGAGGAGAAUUCUGGAAAACUGGAAAAUUCCUCUUUAAAUGAUACGAAGUAUGUGUUGAAUCCCACGAAGUUGUCCAGACCUAUCGAUGGAUCGUUGUACAUCCCCUGUAUAGUAGGCCUAAAUAACAUUAAAGCUAAUGAUUACUGUAAUGCAGUGUUGCAGGCUUUGACUCUUGUUAAUCCGCUUCGGAAUGACUUCUCGAGAGAAGAAAAUUGCAGAACUUCACAGAGCAUGUGCGAGUAUCAAGAAAUUCUCUCCAAGCUGUUGUAUCGUGGAGUUAAAAGAGGUUUCAGUUCGCUCAGCAGGGUGAAUUUGUAUCGACUCUUAACGAAAUUCAACGGGCAAACCGAGAAGGAAUACAAAAGCAUAAAAGGAAAAUUUCAUGAAGAAGUGCGAAAUAAGUGUAAGAAUUGAGAUCGACACAAUGAUUUUACUCCUGUAACGUUUUUGUAUAUUAAUAUUUCGUCUCUAUUUUGUUGCAUUUAACGGUAGUGAGUUUAUUGUGUUUUGUUUUAUAUAUUUUGAAAUCGCCAAUUCCAAACCAGUUUUCAUGUAAUUAGCAAUUAAAAAAU
Messenger RNA from Phyllotreta striolata, 584 nucleotides. NCBI's taxonomy places the organism in Eukaryota, Metazoa, Arthropoda, Insecta, Coleoptera, Chrysomelidae. The record is from the annotation of a GenBank genome assembly.